Molecule: messenger RNA, 4061 nt
Organism: Xenopus laevis (African clawed frog)
Lineage: Eukaryota; Metazoa; Chordata; Amphibia; Anura; Pipidae
Gene: b4galt5.S
Product: beta-1,4-galactosyltransferase 5
Exons: 9
Coding region: 469-1638 (389 amino acids)
Biological process (GO): glycoprotein biosynthetic process; carbohydrate metabolic process
Cellular component (GO): Golgi cisterna membrane; Golgi apparatus; Golgi membrane
Molecular function (GO): UDP-galactose:glucosylceramide beta-1,4-galactosyltransferase activity; glycosyltransferase activity; galactosyltransferase activity
Source: RefSeq, a predicted model, not a curated record
CGCUCCCACUGAACAGGCCCCGCCCCUUUCCUGUGUCCCUCUCUCCAGGGCUGUGUGUUCUCCCAUUCAUGCUCAGCUCGGUGUGUUGCUGACAUCCCGGGGAUCCCCUGCUGCUCCUCUCUCUCCUCUCCUGGGCUCCUCACCCCCCCCCGACCCCAAGGACGCAGCUCUAUUCCCUUUUUUAUUCCUACUGCUUGUUUAUGUCUUGUUUAUUCUCUGGACCCCAAGUGCUGAUGCCUCCCUGCUGCAGCUAAACACUUUAUAUCCACCAUAUCUUCCUUGCAGCUCCAUCUCAGCCCCUGGAUUGUGAAUCUCUCAGGAUCUACAGCAGCUCCACCUGACAUCAGCUCAGCUCCAUCUGACAUCAGCUCAGCUCCAUCUGACAUCACACCAGCUCCACCUGACAUCACACCAGCUCCCCUCAAGCCAUUUCAGAGCCCCUUCAUCCCAGCUGCAGUUUGUUUUUAAAUGCCUUUCCCUAUAAUGAGGAGGAUUCUGAGGAUCCCCAAUCGAUCAGUGCUGGCCAUCCUCUUCCUCUUCUCCUUGUCCUCAUCUUUCCUCUACUUCAUCUAUGUUGCCCCUGGAAUUGUCAACACCUACCUGUUCAUGAUGCAAGCCCGCGGAAUUAUUAUCCGAGAGAACAUGCGAACGAUCGGUGCCCAGGUUUAUGAGCAAGUGGUCCGCAGUGCGUAUGCCCGGAGGAACAGCAGCAUCAAUGAUACAGAUUACGGACUUGAUUUCAAUCACAGCGAAUCUUUUCUCCAAACAACCACGUUCCUACCAGAAGAUUUCACCUACCUGCCCAACCAAUCUUGCCCCGAGCGACUCCCAUCUAUGAAAGGGCAAAUGGAAGUGAACAUGAGCGAGAUUCAGAUGAGCGAUGUCCGGCAGAUGUUCGCCAGUGAUAGAAUUCAGAUGGGGGGCCACUGGAAGCCUAGUGACUGCAUUCCACGGUGGAAGGUGGCGAUUCUCAUCCCGUUCCGAAAUCGGCACGAGCAUCUCCCUGUUCUUUUCAAGCACCUGAUACCAAUGCUUCAGAGACAGCGCCUGCAGUUUGCCUUUUAUAUAAUAGAGCAGGCGGGCAACCAGCCUUUCAACCGUGCCAUGUUGUUCAAUGUCGGCUUUUUAGAAGCAAUGAAAGACCUUGAUUGGGACUGUCUGAUAUUCCACGAUGUGGAUCACAUACCGGAAAACGAUCGGAAUUAUUAUGGCUGCGAGCACAUGCCAAGGCACUUUGCUGCCAAGCUCGAUAAGUACAUGUACCUACUGCCAUACAACGAGUUCUUUGGUGGAGUGAGCGGUUUAACAGUGGAACAGUUCCGGAAAAUCAACGGUUUUCCCAAUGCUUUCUGGGGUUGGGGAGGAGAAGACGAUGACCUUUGGAACAGGGUGCAAUACGCAGGCUACAACGUGACACGGCCAGAGGGAGAUCUCGGAAAAUAUAAAUCUAUCCCCCACCAUCAUCGGGGUGAAGUUCAGUUCCUGGGAAGGUAUGCAUUACUACGAAGAUCCAAAGAAAGGCAAACUAUGGACGGCCUCAGUAACUUGAACUAUUCUCCAAAUAUCACCUACGAAACCUUCUAUAAGAACAUAACGGUUCAUUUGAUGCCGGAGCUGGCUCUGGUGAACGAUUAUUAGGCACAGCAGAGACCUUGAAGCGCCUGCAACAUCCUUUUUUUGCCAAGAAAAAGAGCGAAACGUUUUUCAAAAUGAACGAAAACAAAGAAAAGGAUCGCCGUCGAGCAACAAGGAGAAUUAAACUUCGUGGAAGACUUGAGUGGGCCAGUUGCUGCUUUAUAUUUUUUUAUUUUUUGUUUUAUUAUUCCACUUAUUUUGUGUUCAAGUCAAAUACGUGGGAAAACACAAAUUUCUGUGAUCUUGCUUGGUCCGCCUGUAGCCACCCAGAGCUACAUUUUAAUCUUCUUGGACUGCAACGGGGGAAAAAAAAAGGAGAUCCAUUCGGCAACUCAAUCAAAUGUCGAUCAAAUGUCAUCGUUUAAAGGAAGGAAAAAAAACAUUGAAGAUAUUUUUUUUUAAUUUCCUGCUCAAAAUAUAUAGAUAUAUAUAUAUAUAAAUGUAUAAAUAUUUAUCACUUCUUAAAGGAGUGUCGGUGUAAAUAUAAGCUAUGAAAGUUCUUUAUUUUCUGUUUACAGGUAACAAACUUAAAAUGGAUGUUUACAUAUCGGUUCGUUAAGAAAUGCUGGUCUUAGAUGAAAAUGAAUUCGUAAUUUAUAACUGAAGUUGCCUUUGUGUCAACCACGGGAAUCUCCAUUCUUAUUUUACUGUAAUGCAUAUUUUUUGUUUUUCAUGAAGCAAGUAUUUAAGCAACAGAUUAGGCUUUUGAUGCACGUGGAGGGUUUUGACCACCAUGUGUGCUCUUUGGUCUUAACACAGGCUCAAAAUUCUACUAUAUGACGGCAGUGGGGCGAUCUCAGGCUAGUAGGGGAUUUGGACCCUGUUUUUAGACCUAUGGCGUUCCAAAAGCCUUGCCAAGAUGGCGUGAGUAUUGAAGCGGGACAGUCAGAUGUGAACAGUGACAUUAUUGAGUUGUUUCAAUGCGUGAGUUCACAACUCUGUCAUGAUAUAUACAUAUAUAGGAAUAAUUAUGGAACUCUUGGUGGCUUCUAAUGUUCAUGGAACUCCUUGGUGGUUCCUUAUGGUCAUGGAACUCCUUGGUGUCUUCUAAUGACCAUGGAACUCCUUAUUGUUUCCUAAUGGUCAUGGAACUCUUUUUUGGUUCCUAAUGGUCAUGGAUGCUUUGGAAAACCUCUAAUAGUCAUGGAACACCAAGGUGACCUCUAAUAGUCAUGGAACACCACGGUGGCCUCUAAUAGUCAUGGAACACCAAGGUGACCUCUAAUAGUUAUGACACACCAAGGUGACCUCUAAUAGUCAUGGAACACCAAGGUGACCUCUAAUAGUCAUGGAACACCAAGGUGGCCUCUAAUAGUCAUGGAACACCAAGGUGGCCUCUAAUAGUCAUGGAACACCAAGGUGGCCUCUAAUAGUUAUGACACACCAAGGUGACCUCUAAUAGUCAUGGAACACCAAGGUGACCUCUAAUAGUCAUGGAACACCAAGGUGACCUCUAAUAGUCAUGACACACCAAGGGGAUUUCAUAUUUUACACCCGGGUACAUUAUCUUAUGUUAGAUAAUACACAAGUUGCAGUGAGCCAUAUGACACAUAUAUCAUCACUAAUCACCAAUUAGAACGGAUGACUUCACUAAGCUCCAUAUUAAUGGCUCUUGUAUAUUAUCUGUAGAUUAGGGGUCCACAUGGUCGAUAAUGCCUUAAAGGGAAUAAAAUCCCUUUUUUCUAAGUAGACUUUCACAUGCAUUUGUUUUUCCUAAAAUAAUGGGGGCGUAACAGAAGAAUGCCAUCUUUGCAUAUUUAUGCAUGAGUGGGGGUUGCUGUAUUUUUUUUUCUUUGCAGUGAAGUUCUCCGUAACUGGGAAGCACCACUAGCAGUCAAAUACAAGACAGGUGAUCUGGACAGCAGGUGGAGACUGCCUCGGUAAAGAAAUGAAAUAGACCAAGUCUCACUUGUGUUCAAUGUAAAUAGGCAGAAAAAGUUAUUUGCACCCAAUACUCCAUGCCAUAUUUCAUUCAUAUUUUGGGGAAAUUCAUAGAAACUUUGCCUUAUAAACAAGAUAUGCCUUCCCUACAUUCUCCCCAUCUUAUCAUAGAUAGGAUUAGUUAUUUGUACCACCACUUCCCUUCUUAAUUUGGUAUUGGCACACUCCAAUCUAUAAUCUAGAGUUGCCAACAUCUCCAGGUAGCCAGUCCAUCUGGGGAAACUCUCAUCCCAAGGUCAUUCUUAUCUUGUCUUCAGUCAAGUGUUGUAGAAUAGAGGUGACCAGUCCUGAACCCCAUCUCUUGCUGUCUUUGAACAGGGAGAAGUGAAGGCUUUGUUAGCGCUGAGUUCCCUGGGAUAUAAGGUUUGCUUAAAUUCUCUGCUUCUUUUAUCAUUUGGACAUUUCCGUGGAAUUCUACUGUGGUUGACAGUCAAAGUAUUUUUGUUUUCCAUAUUUUACUCUGUUGCCUUUAACUUGAAUGGAUU